AUGCAUCCCACAUUUUUUCUCGCUGGCCUGGCUGCAGUCAUUCCCGCCGCCUUGGCAGAAGAGCUCCGUGCAGACGAUGUACCAUCAGCAUGCACAACUAUCUGUCAGCCCAUUGUUGAUCUUACCAAUACAUGCGAUAUCGACCCCAACGAGACCGACAACGAUAACAAAAGAAGGAAAUUGCGCCUCCGCGAAAGCGACGAGUCUGGUGAAGAGGCUAUCGAGGCAAACUGUAUUUGUACGAAUACCAGCUUCGACGUUGCUGCUGUGAUGGCGCUCUGCGCGAGCUGCAUGUCCCAAAAUAGCCAGUCGACAGAAGUAAUAGAUGUCGAUAAGAUCAUGUCGCAAUGCACUUUCACAUCCACUUCAUACGUGGCCUCGGCCACGGCCAUAGUCUCAGGCAUUCAGGUCAAGGCUACAAAGCCAGCUACGACUGGGGCUUCUGAAUCUACUUCUACGAGUGGUGCGUCGUCGUCCACCGACUCCGCUACCGGUGGCGCUGAGAAGAUGGCUGUGUCCAUUAUAGCUGCUGCAGGGGCCGGGUUAAUAUUCAUGUUGCAAUUGUAA
Molecule: messenger RNA, 567 nt
Organism: Ilyonectria robusta
Lineage: Eukaryota; Fungi; Ascomycota; Sordariomycetes; Hypocreales; Nectriaceae
Exons: 2
Coding region: 1-567 (188 amino acids)
Source: RefSeq, a predicted model, not a curated record